AUGCUAGUGUACAUCUACCACUUCCUCCCCUCCUACCUCUGUUCCUUCCCUCCUCCCCCCUCCUACUGCGGUUCCUACCCUCCCCCCUCCUACUGCGGUUCCUACCCUCCUACUGCGGUUCCUACCCUCCUACUGCGGUUCCUACCCUCCCUCCUACUGCGGUUCCUACCCUCCUACUGCGGUUCCUACCCUCCCCUUCUCCUACUGCGGUUCCUACCCUCCCCGUCUCCUACUGCGGUUCCUACCCUCCCCCUCCUACUGCGGUUCCUACCCUCCCCCUCCUACUGCGGUUCCUACCCUCCCCCUCCAAUUGCGGUUCCUACCCUCCCCCUCCUACUGCGGUUCCUACCCUCCUACUGCGGUUCCUACCCUCCCUCCUACUGCGGUUCCUACCCUCCCCUUCUCCUACUGCGGUUCCUACCCUCCCCCUCCUACUGCGGUUCCUACCCUCCCCCUCCUACUGCGGUUCCUACCCUCCCCCUCCUACUGCGGUUCCUACCCUCCCCCUCCUACUGCGGUUCCUACCCUCCCCCUCCUACUGCGGUUCCUACCUUCCUACUGCGGUUCCUACCCUCCCCUUUCCUACUGCGGUUCCUACCCUCCCCCUCCUACUGCGGUUCCUACCCUCCCCCUACUGCGGUUCCUACCCUCCCUCUACUGCGGUUCCUACCCUCCCCCUCCUACUGCGGUUCCUACCCUCCCUCCUCCUACUACGGUUCCUCCCCUCCACCGCGGUUCCUACCCUCCCCCUCCUACUGCGGUUCCUCCCCUCCUACCGCGGUUCCUACCCUCCCUCCUCCUACUGCGGUUCCUACCCUCCCCUCCUACCGCGGUUCCUACCCUCCCCCUCCUACUGCGGCUCCUACCCUCCCCCUCCUACUGCGGUUCCUACCCUCCUACUGCGGCUCCUACCCUCCCCCUCCCCUCCCUGCGGUUCCUACCCUCCCCCUCCUACUGCGGCUCCUACCCUCCCCCUCCCUGCGGUUCCUACCCUCCUACUGCGGCUCCUACCCUCCCCCUCCUACUGCGGUUCCCCCCUCCUACCCCCUCCCCCUCCUACUGCGGCUCCUACCCUCCCCCUCCUACUGCGGUUCCUACCCUCCUACUGCGGCUCCUACCCUCCCCCUCCUACUGCGGUUCCUACCCUCCCUACUGCGGCUCCUACCCUCCCCCUCCUACUGCGGUUCCUACCCUCCUACUGCGGCUCCUACCCUCCCCCUCCUACUGCGGUUCCUACCCUCCCCCUCCCUACUGCGGCUCCUACCCUCCCCCUCCUACUGCGGCUCCUACCCUCCCCCCUCCUACUGUGGUUCCUACCCUCCUACUGCGGUUCCUACCCUCCUACUGCGGCUCCUACCCUCCCCCCUCCUACUGCGGUUCCUACCCUCCUACUGCGGUCCCUACCCUCCUACUGCGGCUCCUACCCUCCCCCUCCUACUGCGGUUCCUACCCUCCCCCUCCUACUGCGGCUCCUACCCUCCCCCUCCUACUGCGGCUCCUACCCUCCCCCUCCUACUGUGGUUCCUACCUCCUACUGCGGUUCCUACCCCCUCCUACUGCGGCUCCUACCCUCCCCCUCCUACUGCGGUUCCUACCCUCCUACUGCGGUCCCUACCCUCCUACUGCGGCUCCUACCCUCCCCCCUCCUACUGCGGCUCCUACCCUCCUAUUGACAGAAUGUCAAAAUACUGCCCACCAUAUCGCCUUAAUGUUUCUGCAGAACAAACUUGA
Messenger RNA from Oncorhynchus nerka (sockeye salmon), 1731 nucleotides. RefSeq names its product adhesive plaque matrix protein-like. NCBI's taxonomy places the organism in Eukaryota, Metazoa, Chordata, Actinopteri, Salmoniformes, Salmonidae. The record is from RefSeq and is a predicted model, not a curated record. Bases 1 to 1731 code for a protein of 576 amino acids. The transcript has a single exon.